AUGCCGCCACUCAAAGGGUUUUCCGACAACAAAUUUUAUGAUCGAAAUGAUGUUCUAAUGGCGACAAAUGCACUCAUUCAGGCUCUCAACCCUUAUUUCUCGACGGGAAAUGCACGCGUUCAACUACCGAUUUACUCCGGAGCACACUUUGAUGAAGUAGCUGCACAGUUAGAAGGGUUCGCACGACCCAUUUGGGCAGUAGCCGCAGCCGUUGCGGACUGCUCAAUUAGCUCCGACUCUGGAAUUGCCUCUUAUGCCAAGCGUUUGGUUGAAGGAAUUGUGAAUGGAGUUAACCCAGAACAUCCCGAAUACUGGGGCACGAUAGGGGAUUGGGACCAGCGGAUGGUCGAAGCGGAGCCAAUCUCUUUCGCGCUGCUUAUAGCGCCUAAGACUUUCUACGAACCCUUAUCAGGAGAAAGUCGCUUACAGCUGACUAAAUGGUUAUCUGAGCUCAACGGCAAGGUUAUGCCGAUUAAUAAUUGGCGCUGGUUUCGAAUAUUUUCCAAUCUCGCUCUCAGCCGAGUAUGCGGAGUACCUUACGAAGAAGUCAAGGACUACAUCGAAGCCGACUUUGCUAUUCUUGACCAAUUCGAACUAGGCGAUGGCUGGUCGGCAGAUGGAAUCUGGAAAAAGACUUCUGUUCCCGGUCACGAGUCCUAUAGUCGACAGGCGGAUUAUUACUCCGGCAGUUUCGCUAUUCAGUUCAGUCAAUUACUUUAUUGCAUCAUUGCGAAGGAUUCCGAUCCCGAGCGUGUUUCUCGGUACCAACAACAGGCGAGAGAGUUCGCAAGUCAGUUCUGGCGGUUUUUCGAUAAGGAUGGCGCUGCUAUCCCAUUCGGUCGCUCGUUAACCUAUCGGUUUGCCAUGGGGGCAUUUUAUGCAACGUUUGCCUUGGCUAAAUGCUAUGAUUCAUCAAACCCCUAUACCUCCCCAGGGUUUGUCAAGGGUAUGCUUUUGCGACAUCUCCGGUGGUGGGCAACACAUUCAUCAGACAUGUUUGCUGUUGACGGUACGUUGACCAUUGGAUACUUGUACCCGAACAUGUUCAUGUGUGAGGAUUACAAUUCUCCCCAGUCUCCAUACUGGGCCAUGAAAAUAUUUGUGGUGCUGGCAUUGGAGGCAGAUGAUGCUUUCUGGACUGCAGAAGAGAUUUUACAUCCCCUUGCGGUCUCGAACGAGCAAUCAACUGUCUCCGGGGUCGAGUUGGUACCUGCGCCGGGCCAAAUUCUCUGCAAUCAUCCCCAGGGUCAGCAUCACUUCAUGCUCAACGGGGGCCAAUUCUGCGCCUGGCCUCUCAAAGCCACGCAGGCCAAGUAUAGCAAGUUUGCAUAUUCUUCGACAUUUGGAUUCAGUGUGCCGACAGGGGGACAAUUGACGCAGAUUGCUCUAGAUAAUACUCUUGUCAUCAGUCGAGAUGGGGGAGAAGCUUGGGCGAUGCGAUGGGAAACUAUUGACACCCCUCGGGGCAAGUCUAUCACCAUUCAGGGCACAGAGAUGCACUGUCUGCAGAGCACCUGGAAACCUUGGAAAGCCGGCGAUAUACAGAUAAGCACCACACUUCUUCCGCCGUGUAACAAAUGGCCAGAUUGGCAUAUAAGAAUCCAUCGAAUUCAGCGAGCUCAGUGCUCUGGGCUCGACAUUCGCGGUUCGGAGCGCUUGACUCUUGUCGAAGGUGGCUUUGCCAUACAGGCAAAACAACCGCGUCGAAUGUGCACGCUCAAUGAAAACUUGAUCAGUACCAGUGGUUAUGGUGGAACCCUUGAAGCUAGCUCCGGCGCUCUCUCAUUUGGUGUCGCUGGUGUCAGUGGCGUGAGAAACAUUCUUAGCUCUGAGGGGUGGGUCGUGGGCAAGGUCCUGAAGCCAGAUCCAAACACCAACUUGAUGGAGCCCAGAACGCUAAUCCCAACUAUUGAACACAUUAUCGAGCUGGCACCAGGAAAAGAAAAGGUCAUUGUCACGGGAGUGUUCGCCGUUGCCAGUGGAAAGAAAGAAUUCAGCCGAGAAGAUCUGUUGCGAAAAUGGUCUCAACAACCUUAUCUAACGGAAGAGAUGUUGCAGGAGUCGUAUUGA
This is a messenger RNA of Penicillium atrosanguineum, 2070 nucleotides long. Its product is annotated as glycoside hydrolase family 154 protein. NCBI's taxonomy places the organism in Eukaryota, Fungi, Ascomycota, Eurotiomycetes, Eurotiales, Aspergillaceae. The record is from RefSeq and is a predicted model, not a curated record. The transcript has a single exon. The coding region runs from base 1 to 2070 and encodes 689 amino acids.